CACUGGGGGCGCGCUGAGAAGAGGAGAGUCCGUCCCAGUCAGCAGUUGCAAACCAAUCACUGCUGGUUGAUGUAAAUCACAUCAUUGCCUGUGUGCUAGCGCGGAAAAAUUGCCACAGACAUCAGAUUUAAAAACUGUGGUGCUGCUUAUCUAUAAGCCACAAAUGACACUGAGACAACUCGUUACAACAAGCGGAACGAAAAAACAUGAGAUUCCGCUGUCGGGAUUUAUCAGUGUAACAUUCAGCGGAAGUAAACAACACAGGCGCUAGUCACGUUAGCUUAUUAGCAUCCUGUGCUUGGAAGAAGUCUCUCAGCAGAACAAUGAGACAUCUUAUUUGUAAUUAAGCAGCGAUGUCUUCAGUUGAGUGUUUGAGAGAGUUCAUGAGCGAGCGACUAACUUCUGCUGCUGAAGAAAUAUUCCGGGUUUUUCAAAGAACUAUCGUCGAUUACGAGGUAGAGAUCGAUCGUCAGCGCAGACUGCUGGACAUCGUUUGGAAACCUGAAAUAAAGUUACACAGAACAGAGCUCCCACAGCAGCAUGUCUGUAAGGAAGAGGAGGUUCUUGCUGACCAGCAGUUCUGUGACCAGGAGAGGAACUGCAGUCUGGACCAAGAGGACCCAGAGCCUCCACAGAUUAAAGAGGAACAGGAGGAACUGUACACCAGUCUGGUGGUAGAAGAGCUGGUACUGAAGCAGGAGACUGAAACCUUUAUGUUGAUUCCAACUUGUGAGGAAAGUGACAACGGUGAAGAUCAGACUCUGGACUGGAGUCCUGAUGAAACUGAGAGUGCAACAGAGAAAGAGCAUGAUGUCAGCAUCUCAGUUAAAAGCUUAGUGGUACCAGAACCAAACAGUGAUGACCAGCUCCUCUCUCACAACUCUCAUGUAGCUGAGAGCCAAGAUCACAAAGGAGGCAAACAAGGAGACUCGGGAUCAACUGGAAAUGUAGAGACAAAACCACAGAAGAGACAUCAUAACAGCAACAGUCACACGAACGACCCAGAGCCUCCAGAGAUUAAAGAGGAACAGGAGGAACUCUACACCAGUCUGGAGGUAGAAGAGCUGGUACUGAAGCAGGAGACUGAAACCUUUAUGUUGACUCCAACUUGUGAGGAAAGUGACAACGGUGAAGAUCAGACUCUGGACUGGAGUCCUGAUGAAACUGAGAGUGCAACAGAGAAAGAGCAUGUUGUCAGCAUCUCAGUUAAAAGCUUAGUGGUACCAGAACCAAACAGUGAUGACCAGCUCCUCUCUUACAACUCUCAUGUAGCUGAGAGCCAAGAUCACAAAGGAGGCAAACAAGGAGACUCGGGAUCAACUGGAAAUGCAGAGACAAAACCACAGAAGAGACAUCAUAACAGCAACAGUCACACGAACGACCCAGAGCCUCCACAGAUUAAAGAGGAACAGGAGGAACUCUACACCAGUCUGGAGGUAGAAGAGCUGGUACUGAAGCAGGAGACUGAAACCUUUAUGUUGACUCCAACUUGUGAGGAAAGUGACAACGGUGAAGAUCAGACUCUGGACUGGAGUCCUGAUGAAACUGAGAGUGCAACAGAGAAAGAGCAUGUUGUCAGCAUGUCAGUUAAAAGCUCUGUGGUACCAAACAGUGAUGACCGGCUCCUCUCUCACAUCUCUCAUGUAGCUGAGAGCCAAGAUCACAAAGGAGGCAAACAAGUAGACUCAGGAUCAACUAGCAAUACAGAGCCAAAACGACAGAAGAGACAUCGUAAAAGUAAAAGUCACAGUAACAAUGUAUGUAACACUACCAUGUCAAAGUUUCAGACUCACAAAGGUAAAAAGAUUUUGAAGUGUGACACUUGUGGAAAAGCUUUUAAGUAUAUUUCCCAAUUGAAUAGACACCUGACAAUCCACACAGAUGAGAAACCGUAUUCAUGUAACUCUUGUGAAAAAAGAUUCUCUGUGCCAGGUGCAUUAACCCUGCAUAUGAAAGUCCACACCGGUGAGAAGCCGUACCCCUGCAACACUUGUGGGAGAAGAUUUACUCAAAUGGCAAAAGUGAAAAGGCACAUGAGAACACAUACAGAGCUCCCACAGCAACAUGUCUGUAAGGAGGAGGAGGUCCCAGAGCCUCCACAGAUUAAAGAGGAACAGGAGGAACUCUACACCAGUCUGGAGGGAGAGCAGCUGGUGCUGAAGCAGGAAACUGAAACCUUAAUGUUGACCCUUACUUGUGAGGAAAGUGACUACAGUGAAGAUCAGACUCUGGACUUGAGUCCUGAUGAAACUCAGAAUGCAGCAGAGAAAGUGCAUGUUGUCAGCAUGUCAAUUAAAAGCUCAGUGGUACCAGAACCAAACAGUGACGACCAGCUCCUCUCUCACAACUCUCAUGUAGCUGAGAGCCAAGAUCACAAAGGAAGCAAACAAGGAGACUCAGGAUCAACUAGAAAUGCAGAGCCAAAAAAAAAGAAGAGGCAUCACAGAAGCAAAAAUCACAGUAACAAUGAAGACCACUCUACCACAUUAAAGACUCACGAGCUCCCACAGCAACAUGUCUGUAAGGAGGAGGAGGUUCUCGCUGACCAGCAGCUCUGUAACCAGGAGAGGAACUCCAGUCUGGACCAAGAGGACCCAGAACCUCCACAGAUUAAAGAGGAACAGGAGGAACUCUGCACCAGUCUGGAGGGAGAGCAGCUGGUGCUGAAGCAGGAGGAAAGUGACUACAGUGAAGAUCAGACUCUGGACUGGAGUCCUGAUGAAACUCAGAGUGCAGCAGAGAAAGAGCAUGUUGUCAGCACGUCAGUUAAAAGCUCUGUGGUACCAAACAGUGAUGACCGGCUCCUCUCUCACAUCUCUCAUGUAGCUGAGAGCCAAGGUCACAAAAGAGGCAAAGGAGUAGACUCAGGAUCAACAAGAAAUCUAGAGACAAAACCACAGAAGAGACAUCAUAAAAGUAAAAGUCACAGUGACAAUGUAUGUAACACUACCAUGUCGAAGAUUCAGCUGGAUACCCAGACAGGUAAAAAGGUUUUGAAGUGUGACACUUGUGGAAAAGCUUUUAAGUAUGUUUCCCAAUUGAAUAGACAUCAUAGAGUCCACACAGGUGAGAAGCCGUAUUCAUGUAACUCUUGUGAAAGAAGAUUCUCAUUGGCGGGUGCAUUAAAAGUGCAUAUGAGAGUCCACACAGGUGAGAAGCCGUACCCCUGUAACACUUGCGGGAAAAGAUUUAGUCAAAUUACAAAAGUGAAAAAGCACAUGAAAACACACACAAGGGAGAAGCCAUACCCAUGUAACAUCUGUGAGAAAAGAUUCUCUCACCUGGGCAUAUUAAAAGUGCAUAUGAGAGUCCAUACAGGUGAGAAGCCGUACCCCUGUAACACUUGUGAGAAAAGAUUCUCUCAUCUCUGUGCAUUACACAACCAUAUGAGAAUCCACACGGGUGAGAAGCCGUACCCAUGUAACACUUGUGAGAAAAGCUUCUCUCAGCUGGGCGCAUUAAAAGUACAUAAGAGAAUCCACACAGGUGAGAAGCCGUACCCAUGUAACACUUGUGAGAAACGAUUCGCCGAUCUGAGCGCAUGGAAACGGCAUAUGAGAAUCCACACUGGUGAAAAGCCAUACCCAUGUAACACUUGUGAGAAAAAAUUCUCUCAUAUGUGUGCAUUACAGAAGCAUAUGAGAAUCCACACAGGUGAGAGGCCGUACCCAUGUAACACUUGUGAGAAAAGAUUCUCUGAGCUGGGCGCAUUGAAAGUGCAUAUGAGAGUCCACACAGGUGAGAAGCCGUAUCCAUGUAACAUUUGUGACAAAAGAUUCUCUCAGCUGGUUGUAUUACAAACACAUAUGAGAAUCCACACAGGUGAGAAGCCGUACUCAUGUAACACUUGUGAGAAAAGAUUCUCUCAGGUGGGUGCGUUACAAACGCAUAUGAGAGUCCACACAGGUGAGAAGCCGUACAAUUGCAAAACUUGUGGAACAGAUUUCAUGCGUAGACAUCAGUUGAAGACCCACAUGAGAACGCACACAGUAGGAAAAGAUUCUGUCAGAUGCCAGACUUGAAAAGGCAAAUAAGAAUUCAUCCAGAUGAGAAGCCGUACGUGUCUCACCCCUGGACCUCCGAACUGCCCUCCCUGCCAAGUGGAGGUCUGACAACAUGACACUGAUCAAACUUAAACACUGUGACCAAACAGAGAUUGAACAGACCUUCUGAGAGGCCAUUUCUGACCAAUACCUAAAUUAUGGCCCGAAGUAAAAGCAUAAAUGACCUUUGGGGUCACUUGAACCAGGAUAAAAGACCGACAACUACAUGUAAACAUGGACAGACAGCUCCCCUCUUUUGGCCUCCUUAUCUCCCCAGACCAGAGUCAUGAACUCUAACCCCUAUUCCUGGAGGACAUUCACUGAGUCUCUCUGCAAAUCUGAAUUUGGGUGAAUGAAAUGUCUAAUCAUUAUGUAAAUCCUGUAAUGUUUAAAAAUUCAUAAAGAAUGGUAUAACUUUGAUAAGUAUGCUAUAAUCUAUUGAAAAAAAUUUUAAUUUUUGAUCUACAUGUAAUAAUACUUCCCUCUAUUGAUGGUUAGAGCUACUAAGAGUUAGGUUGAAUUUAUAUUUGAAAUUAUAUUUCCGACAGUUUAAUCACAUAAUUCUUGCUUUAAACUUUGAUUGCACUACUAGACGUGUAGAUGUUUAGAGGCGGUUGAAUCAAAGAAGAUUGAAUGUCUAGACAGCGUUAAUAUGAAUGUUAAUGUUUGGUAUGUUGAUAGGAAGGAAUGCCUUAUUAUGAAAUGAUUGUAUAAUGCUGACAUGUUUUUCUGAAUGGCUUUGCAAUAUAUGGUUUACAAUGGGACAAUGUCGACUAAGUAUGUGCAUAUGUCAAUCUUUUAUUGAAACAAGUACAGUUUGUUUUUAUUUUAUUCCUAAUAUUAAGUCUCUUGUUUCCAUGAAUAGUAUUUACUGUUGAAGUCGCAUCAACUCACAUGGAGUUUAUCCACCACUGAAUAAAGAUUUGAGUUUAGUCAGAUUAAA
Thunnus maccoyii (southern bluefin tuna) is the source of this 4986-nucleotide messenger RNA. Its product is annotated as zinc finger protein 883-like. The record is from RefSeq and is a predicted model, not a curated record. Bases 354 to 4022 code for a protein of 1222 amino acids. NCBI's taxonomy places the organism in Eukaryota, Metazoa, Chordata, Actinopteri, Scombriformes, Scombridae. The transcript is spliced from 4 exons. Gene Ontology annotation, biological process: regulation of transcription by RNA polymerase II. Gene Ontology annotation, molecular function: DNA-binding transcription factor activity; RNA polymerase II cis-regulatory region sequence-specific DNA binding.